This is a messenger RNA of Caenorhabditis angaria, 5030 nucleotides long. The record is from the annotation of a GenBank genome assembly. Lineage: Eukaryota; Metazoa; Nematoda; Chromadorea; Rhabditida; Rhabditidae.
AUGUCUGAUAGUUAUACAUUAUUGAAAAACGUGGAUCAUUUGCAAUGCGAUGAGAAUUUGGUAGAAGACGAUGAAGAAGACGACGAAAAUCCACCACAUUUACAACCAAAUACAUCAAAUGUAGUGAUAGUUGAAGAAGAAGAAGAAGAUGAUGAAGAAUAUUUAGAAGGCGAGGAAGAUGAGACGGAAUUUUUGACAAGAUUAAUCGCAUCAGUUAAAGAGAUUCCUAUACUUUAUGAUCCAAUUGCACAGCGACAAAUAUCGAAAAAUCAUCUAAAUCGAGCUAGAGAUGAUGCUUGGCAUCGUCUUCAAAAUCAACAUCAAUUUAUGAAUAUUUCCCAACCUCUGGAGACAAUUUGGAACUCUUUAGUUGAUCAAUUCACAACUUCAGCUAAAGAAUCGAUGGAUCUUCGUUUGCGAGCAGCUUUGAAUUGGCUGGAUAGAUUUAUUGGGUAUUCAGAACCGCAGGCACCUCCAGAACUAUUGGAUGAUUCGACGUCGGUUCAGGAGGAUGUGAUGAUCAGUGGAUGUCGGACGAUUCCGAUGGUUUCGCAGCAGAAUCAAGGGGCGUCUGGGGGUGGAUAUGUUGUGGUGCAGCAGCAGCAGCAGGGAAGAGGUGGACAUGUUGCUGGGUGAGUGUUUUUGACGCGAAAAAUUUGAAUUUCCCGCCGAAAAUCUGAUGUUUUCUCAUUAGAGCGCAUUUGCCUCUCCGAAUUUGAAUUUUUCAUAAAUUUUUGGUUAAAUUUAUAUGAAAACCGGUCAAUUUUUAUCGAUUUUUGAGUCAAAAAUCGAUAUUUUCUCAUUGGAGCGCAUUUGCCUCUCCGAGUUUGGAUUUUUCAUCAAAUUUUGGUCAAAAUCCAUGAUUUUUGGUCACAAUUUUUGGCUCAAAAAUGUGAUUUUCCCUUUGAAAAUUUUAAAAUAACUGAGGAAUUCGCAAUUUUCUCAUUAGAGCGCAUUUGCCUCUCUGAAUUUGAAUUUUUCAUCAAUUUGUGGUUAAAUUUCUAUGAAAACAGUUCAAUUUUCAUGAUUUUUAAGUCAAAAAUCCGAUAUUUUCUCAUUAGAGCGCAUUUGCUUCUCCGAAUUUGAAUUUUUGAUCAAAAUCCAUAAUUUUUCACAAUUUUCGGCUCAAAAAUGUGAUUUUUCAUUGAAAACCUCUCCAAAUCAGAGAAAUUUCGAAAUUUUCAUCAAAAAUUAAUCCUGGAACUCGAAAAAUUCAUGUUUUUGGUCUAUUUUUGAUGAUUUUCUCUUUUAAAAUUUUUAAAUAACUGAGAAAUUCGCAAUUUUAUCAUUAGAGCGCAUUUGCCUCUCCGAAUUUGAAAAUUUCAUCAAUUUUAGGUUAAAUUUAUAUGAAAACCGGUCAAUUUUCAUGAUUUUUGAGUCAAAAAUAGAUAUUUUCUCAUUAGAGCGCAUUUUCCUCUCCGAGUUUGAAAUUUUUCAUCAAAUUUUCGGCCCCAAAAAUCCAUUUCCAACUCAUUUUGACAUAAGAAAUGCUCGAAAAUUCAAAUUCCAAAUUUUCCCGCCAAAAAUACCACCCAAUUUUCAGUCAAAAUCCACGUGUCUAUCAACACCAACAACAUCAACAGGUCUCGAAUGGAAAUGCACGUAGAUUAGUGGUAGGUUUCUCUGCGUCUCUCGAUUUCCCACACUCUCUCGCUCUCUCUCACCUUGAUAAGAAAAUAGAGAAGAGACAGCGAGAAGGUCAACAACAUUUCGGCGGCGAGCGAUUGUUGCACUCACAGCCGAGUGGUUAACACUCGCGCCUGGCGAGUGAGAGGUCACAGGUUCGAUGCCCGACGGGUGCAUCGCAAUUUUUCAUUUCGGAAAUUGUGUGCAACCUAUUGGGCUAUAGCAAUUAUCUGCAGUAUCUGCUCAUUGAUCGUGUUGUAGUCAAUGAGCUCGUAGUCCGAUUACAUUUUUGCUCAUUUUUUGGGGGAUUUAGCCUAAGUUCCGACUCAUUUUCCAUAGAAAAACCCAAAAUUUUGCAGGUUUCUUCCACACAUCCACCGCAAAAUCAUCAACAAUACAAAAGAUCACACCCGCAACUUCAGGCGGUUAAAAAAGAGGAUUCGAAUGUGACAACAAUGAUGGUUGAUAUGACAACAUAUUAUGAUAAUGGAAAUGGACAGAAAUUGUAUCGAUUGAUGACGGUUCCGCAGAAUGGAGGUGGAGCACAGCAAAGACAGCAAUAUCAUGUAGGUUUUGGUGGAAAAUUCAGAAAAUUUGGAGCAUUUUGAGCCAAAAUUCAUAAAAAACGCACUUUUUUGAGCCAAAAAACACGUUUUUCAUCAUUUUUCGAGGUGUAAACGUGGAGUGUCGUUGUUUUCGGCAUUUCAAACGAUACUCCACAUUGACGGGGUCAUUUUUCUCGAAUUUUACACCAAAAACCCCCGAUUUUUCCAGAUUCCUCGCUCACAAAACAUCGAAUACGACAUGCCACCCGAACCCAUCAUCGAAUCCUCGAAUUCUUCCGAUCAUCAAGUUCCGCCGCGCAAAAAAAUGGCACCAAUGCCACAAAUGAUCACAACAACAUCCACGACGAGCACCAGUACAAUACAAUCGAAUAAUCGAGUGGAAGGUGAGCGUUUUUGGCGCCGUAAACGCGGAGUAUCGUUUGAAACGUGAAAAACUACGAUGCUCCAUGUUUACGCGGUCAUUUUUCAUGAUUUUUGAUGGAAAAUGACCCCGUAAACGUGGAGUAUCGUUUGAAACGCGAAAAACUACGAUACUCCACGUUUACACCUCGAAAAAUGAUAGGAAAUUGAAUUUUUUGAAUUUUCAAACGUUGCUCCACGUUUACGCGGUCAUUUUUUAUGGUUUUUGAUGGAAAAUGACCCCGUAAACGUGGAGUAUCGUUGAAACUACGAUGCUCCGCGUUUACACCUUGAAAAAUGAUGGGAAAUUGAAUUUUUUAAUUUUCAAACGUUGCUCCACGUUUACGCGGUCAUUUUUCAUGAUUUUUGAUGGAAAAUGACCCCGUAAACGUGGAGUAUCGUUUGAAAUGCAAAAAACUACGAUACUCCACGUUUACGCGGUCAUUUUUCAUGGGAAAUUCGAAUUUUGGCUCAAAAUCCUCAGUUUUUCACCAGAAAACAUGAUUUUUGACCUAUUUUCGUUGAAAAUUUCGAAUUUUCCACUUCCAGAUAAUCGAAUUGUUGCUGGCGGUGUUCCAAUUGCCGAUGAUGAAAUCAUAGAUGAUGGAAUACAGGAAAGCACAAUUGUUAUUGAUCCAGAUGGACAUUUACGUGAGUUUUUGGCUGAAAAUGGCUGAAAUUUUGGAUUUUUCAUUGAAAAUAACCUAAAAUUCAUGAAAUUUGGCCUAAAAUGAGUCAUUUUUCAUGAUUUUCACCAAUUUUGUUCCAGACGAAGAAUCUCCGCUGCUGAAUGCCUCCCCUGAUGUUAUGAUAUCCGGACAAUCAACAUCGAAUCGACAUCUGACACCUUUGUUGAAUAAUGAGCCAAAAAUGGGAGGAUUACGCGAGGCACAGAUUCCUGGAACUUCUGGAACUCAACAAAUGCAUCAUCAGCAUAUUUGUGAGCAUUUUUGGAGCAUUUUCAGCCAAAAUUUAAGAUUUUUGGAGCAUUUUGAGCUGAAAAUCGAGAUUUUUUGAGAAUUUUGAGCCAAAAUUUGAGAUUUUUGACCCAAAAAAUUCAUCUGGAAACCUCGAAUUUUGCCACGUAGAUUUUUUUGGCGCCAAAAAUGGGUCAUUUUGAUACUAAACAAGCCUAUGGGAGUACUGUAGGUUUUGGCGCCAAAAAUUCGAAUUUUCUGCGCCAAACGCGAAAAAGUCAAAAAUUCAAAUUUCGCGCCAAUUUUUUUUUGCGCGCGGGAAAUUUUGAAAAUUCAAAAUUUCGCGCCAAAAUCUACAGUAACCCUAGGCGUAUUUAGUGUCAAAAAUCCCAAAUUUUCGCGCCAAAAAUCUACAGUACCCAAUUUCCACGUGGCUUUCAAAUCCAAUUUUUUCUAGCUCGAACUGGUCGCCCUGAAGAACUCGAAGAUCCCGUUGAAACUGCCACCGCUGAAAUUCUCGAGCAACAAAAUCAAUAUGAUGCUGAUCUGCAAUUUCAGCAGCUGAUUAGCUCACAUUUGAGCAGGCUUAGUGAUGAUGAUGUGAGUUUUUUGACCGAAAAUUCAUGAAAAAUGCAAAAAAACAACGAUACUCCGCAUUUACACCUUGAAAAAUGAUGGAAAAUUGAAUUUUUUGAAUUUGCAAACGUUGCUACGCGUUUACGCGGUCAUUUUUCAUGAUUUCUGAUGGAAAAUGACCCCGUAAACGUGGAUUAUCGUUUGAAAUGCUGAAAACUACGAUACUCCACCUUUACGCGGUCAAUUUUCAUGAUUUUUAGUGGAAAAUGACGCCGUAAACGUGGAGUAUCGUUUGAAACGCUGAAAACUACGAUACUCCACCUUUACGCGGUCAUUUUUCAUGAUUUUUAGUGGAAAAUGACCCCGUAAACGUGGAGUAUCGUUUGAAAUGCUAAAAACUACGACACUCCGCAUUUACACCUGAAGUUAAUUUGCAGAAAGCAAUUAUGAAAUAUCAUAUGCAGCGAAUUUUGUUGGACGCUCGAUUUGGCGAAGGAACCGCGAAGCAUAUGAUACCGGUUGGUUUUUUUUGAAUUUCCCGCCAAAAAUGCCACGUGGCAGAUGGAAUUUGCGAUUUUUUGAUACCAAACAAGCCUAGGGUUACUGUAGGUUUUGGGGUCAAAAAAACUACAGUAAUCUUGAUGUUUUGGUGCGAAAAUUUGGGAUUUUGAACAAAAAACGUGGCACAAGGAUCUACAGUAACCCUAGGCUUAUUUAGACUCAAAAAAUCCCAAAUUUUUCGCGCCAAAACCUACAGUAACCCUAGGCUUGUUUAGAUUCAAAAAAUCCCAAAUUUUCGCGCCAAAACCUACAGUAACCCCCCGAUUUUUUCCCACAGGAAGUCGAAAUUCUGGAACACGACGGAGUUGAAGAGGGCGAAGUUGUUGUCCAUGGUGAAACUUCGAAUUCGUCUCAACAGCAGCAAAAACAGCGAUUCAAUCAAUAA